Messenger RNA from Cladocopium goreaui, 1833 nucleotides. The record is from the annotation of a GenBank genome assembly. Lineage: Eukaryota; Dinophyceae; Suessiales; Symbiodiniaceae.
AUGAAUGUGAAACAUGUGUGGGGCUGGAUAGCUGGUACUGGCUACGCUUUGGCUACAACUUUGACCGGAGACAAUUUCACCAUCGACUGGCUCUCGGGUUGGCAUUCUCAGUAUGGACAAGAUCGAAAAAUCAUGCGGUGGCUAUACAGCGAACAUGCUUCUAAUGAAUGGUACUCUCACCUUGCAGGUGAAAACCGCCGCCAAGGUGUGUUCAUUGAACUUGGCGCCGGAGAUGGUGUGGACAAGAGCAACACUUUAGCGUUCGAGCAAAAACUUGGCUGGACUGGGCUGUUGAUCGAGCCUUCACCAAGUCUGUAUCAACAACUCCGGCAGAAUCGCCCCAAGGCAAAAUGUGUUCAAACUUGCGUAGCGGCCGGUGCCACCCAAAAGGAUUUUGUCGACUCUGGUCUGAACAGCGGCACAACCAGCAAACAUCGACUCAUGACCAUCGAUGUGAUGAGUAUUGAGGUUGACAAUGCUCUCCCCCAAGUGAUGUACAGACGACUGUCGAAUCUGCUGACACGAAACGGUUUUCGCUUUAUGGAGCGCAUCUCAGUGGAUGAGGUCUGGGUGCGGCAAAGAGGUUUCCACCCUGACCCCAGCUGUUCGUUGCCAGUCCAAUUGCAGACCCUUCCCAAAUCACCCAGGAAAGGCUGGGGAGGUGUUCGAACUGCUUUGGAAGACCUGCUACAAGUGUUGAAGCAGGCUGUGCCAGAUGAGUCCGUCAGCAUUAGUGCACUUGAUCUCGGGCCUGAUGUGGAGAUUCUCUUCCAUUAUUGGUCGAACGGGGAUUUGCGAGACUGGGAUGAUCAGUGUCCUAUGGGCAUGCUGACUCUUGGGCUCGCAUUUUCUUUACUGCGGGAUCGGACUAAUAACCCUGAGACUGAUACGCGGCAUAUGUUCAUCGAACUUGGCCAACAAACCGUCUUCUUUUGGACUGAGCGACUGGCUGUGACCUUGCAAACGAUUCGCCGCAGCGAUUUGGUGAAAGAAUCUGAAGCCCUUGCUGAAGAGUUUCACUUUCGGCUUCCCCUCAGCAGGGCAUGGCACAUCAGCAGCUUCCAGGAGAUUUUGGAGUCUGGUUGGCCCCUGUUUGGGCUCAUGUCCAUCGUGGGGAAAGAGCUGGCUAUGGUUCCGCAGGUCGUGGAGCACUUGGAUAUGGAAACUUAUGAAGAAAUUCGACCCAUGCGGAUGCCACUUCUUCGAUGCAACUUACUGGUGGAGGGCACUAAGGUCUCCUUGGUCCAAAAACGACCCUGGGACUUCGAAGGAAUACGACAAUCGACCCAGCAUUUGCUGAUGGACACUGACGCUUGCAAUCUCCUAGGUGCAGCUGCCAGCAUUUUUCAUCAUGUCCGUUUUGAACUCAGCCAGCAAACAAAGGCGGAAUCGCCAGCUUUCCAUCGCUUGGUGAAUUGGACGGCUUCGUGUUCAGAGGGCCUGCUAGACCCACGCAGUUGUUACCAGAAGAGCUUUGGAGAGUGUGCGGCACUUGGUGAUGAUGGCAAGGCAAUACCUGCGAAAUGCUUAAAGAUUGCAGCCUCCUCCAGGCGCCAUGGUUUGAGGCUGCGCCGGCCUCUCUUGUCGGAUCGGCUGCGCCUUUGGCUGGACCAAGGCGAACGGCUCGUCCGGACUUUUGUUGAGCGCCAUGGGCUCUUCAUGGCUGUUUGGUCUGCUUGUCAAAAGGAAUUGGCCCCAGCAAAGAGUUUGAGUGACUCAAGUGGCAACUGGCCAACUAAAAAGGAAGUGUGGACUCGAGAGACGAUGUUUGAUGUUCUACAUUCCAUUCAACAGCUUCUGACCAAGGGAUUCUUUGGAUCUAAGACGAUCUAA